AAACACAGAAUGAGAGUCAUCUGCUAUGGUGUGUCGCGAUUUACCACACCUAAGCAUGUGUUACCUCGCCAGGCCCAAAUCAUGUGUUACCUGGUCACAUACCUCUCUGGACACACCCAAAUUCAAUUACGUAUGCUUGUUACCUGAACAACGCCCAGAUCAAUUCAAAACACAAAACCAUCUUAUCUGACCAUUUUGAUGUUACGAAGAGAAGCACUUGUAUUUCUUUCUACUUCAAAACACUUGCAAAAAAUUUUGAAAGAAUGUGUAUUUUGGCAGAGGCGAUUAGUUUCUGAACUCUGUGCUGCAAUGGCAAGACUUGAAACAACUCCUCUUUUGGCAGUCCGUCGAGUAUGACUUUAUUUUUCCCCGCUCGCGGACGUCCAUCUUGUAGGGUUGAGCGCUUUGCAUGACGCUUUAGUCUGGUUAUAAUAAUGGGUGAUAAGUCAAUGUGCGAAAAAAUGAGCACGUGGGGGAGCCACCCGGUCCCCUCACAUGUUAUCACUCCCGACCGACAAUUUUCAAUAAUAAGAGCAAGAAGAUUAAGUGGACUGUUUUAACUCUGUGUUUCGGAAAGUCGCAACCCCGGAAACGAAAUAAAAAAUAAUGACUUCUUACAUGUUUAGCAUGUCAAAUUCCUAAAAGCAACUAAUUUUAGAAUACGCCAGGACGGAUAUGAACUUUGUUCUCCUGGUGAGUGGGUUUAGAAUUGACUCCUUCCCCGAAGAAACUCAUUCUACGUGGAAUUUUUACUGGUUCACAAUCACCAUUAAAAACGAUCCAAAAUUCCAGUUCACUUGCUGCUUAAACUCGGGUAAUGUGAAGUUUUUGUCUGUAAAUGUACUUCCUAUGUGUUGGUGUACUCCGGAAAUGCUGACAGUUCAGCUUAAUCUAGAAAAUUCUGAGUCUUUCAGCACAUACUAAAAUGUCACACUGGAAACCAAUAACAUUUCAAAUCGUAAACGAAUUUGAGCUUAUGGUAUGUAAACAGUAGAAAUCUUGGCACAUUACAGCGUAGAUUCGUCAUCUCGUCAUCUUGUGAUUUCAAUAUCACCUAACCAGAUAAAGCAGAAUUACAGAUUGUUCAAAUCAUCGACCGAAAUGGCCGCCGUUCAAAAGCAGACAUUGCCUUCGUUUUCUUCCAUCAUUUCUGUUUUGUCUAUUGUGUUUUACUGCGCUUGGUUUAUAAGGGUAGAACUGGAGAUGAACGAGCAGAAGAACAGAAUAAACGCUCUUGAAAACGUUGCAGAAGCCAAGCCGAAGUCAAACGACGCAGACAUGAAAAUCAAGAACGCUCCUGAAAUUCAAAACCUCUAUAGAAACAGACGUCAAGCUGUAUCAACUAAGAACACGACGGAAGCGAAAGACACUGCGGAAACCACCACCAAAAUCAGCAAGCAUCUUUUAUCACAAUGGAGAGCACACCUGUGUCAAUCUAAGAGUGUCAUGUGCUCAUCAGGUCCGCCAGGCCCUCCCGGUCCAUCUGGAAAAAAAGGAGCCCGGGGACGAAGAGGACAGAAAGGAAGAACUGGAAACAAGGGAGAUCAAGGCAUUAUGGGAUCGCCAGGAAAGAGCGGUAAGCAAGGCAUUAUGGGACCUGCGGGGUUAAAGGGAGAGCCUGGAACCAAAGGCGAGAAAGGAGACACAGGACCCACAGGCAUGCCGGGAAGGAAAGGCGAGCCCGGUGAAUCGAUAUCAUCUCCUGCUGUUGUUGUGUCUCCGGUGACGUUGAGAGUGAACGAAGGUGGAUCAGCCUCGUUUCAGUGUUUAGCCAGCGGUAAUCCUGAGCCUGCAGUAGCGUGGAGUAAACUGAACAAUCAGUCAGAAAUCAUUCAGUCAGCGGUUUCAGGAGGAAAGUUGCAAUUAAAGCACGUGACCGGAAGUGAUGCAGGAUUGUAUCAGUGUUCAGCAACAAACAUCCUGGGGAAUUCACGGGAAGUAGUGCGAUUAACAGUAAACGAAACUGAGGAGCAAUUGCCGAAGCGUGAUCACAAAAAGGCACUCUUGACGGACAUGAAAUCUCAAAUUGAUAGUAUUUGA
This is a messenger RNA of Orbicella faveolata, 2040 nucleotides long. RefSeq lists its product as uncharacterized. NCBI's taxonomy places the organism in Eukaryota, Metazoa, Cnidaria, Anthozoa, Scleractinia, Merulinidae. The record is from RefSeq and is a predicted model, not a curated record.